Messenger RNA from Notothenia coriiceps (black rockcod), 5489 nucleotides. NCBI's taxonomy places the organism in Eukaryota, Metazoa, Chordata, Actinopteri, Perciformes, Nototheniidae. The record is from RefSeq and is a predicted model, not a curated record.
AUGUCCAAGGACGACGCUUGUAAAGUGACGUCCAUCAGCAAACACAAGGAACGCAAGCCUAAGAAGCCUCACUACAUUCCCCGGCCAUGGGGCAAACCAUACAACUACAAAUGCUUCCAGUGCCCAUUCACCUGCAUGGAGAAGUCCCACCUGUACAACCACAUGAAGUACAGCCUGUGCAAGAACUCCCUGUCCCUGCUCAUAGAGUCCGACUGGCCCUAUAAAAAGGGCAACAUCCCGCACCCAGAACAGCUACGACCCCUUCAGCAGGCACAUGGGAAAAAUGGCAUAGAAGUGACACAGACUGAGGAACGAAAGUCCUUGGAGGAGGAAGGUGAGGACAGGGAAAGCCAGGGAGCAGAAGAUGAGGAAGAAGGAGGACGAGGAGAGCGAUUAGAGGUCACUGGGUUGAGGAAAGAGAGAGGAGACGCAGCAGAGUGCACUACCAAGAAAAUCAAACAGCCAGAGUCUGAGCUUCUGAUGGCCGACAUGCUCUCCCUGGAAGAUCAGCUUUUAAGAGCGCGCUCUGUAGAAGUAGAAGCCCAGCUGAAACACUACAAGCUAUCCAAGGCAUAUCUGACUGCUCCCAGUCUGCUGUCGGAGCAGUGGCGGCUGUUGGCGUCCAGCCACACGAAGGCCAAAGCUGAAGGUACUUCAAUCCCCUGUUACCCUCCUCCGCCAAACCUGAUGGAUUACCAGGAUCCCACUGGACUCAACCUGUCAUUGCUCGGGAUGGGUUACCCCAUCACCCCCAGCCUCUUCUCCUACAUGAACUCAGCUAUUCCCGCUGCCGCCGCCACCGCCGCCCAGACCCACGCUCAGCUCGCCCAGCUUCCCUUCCUGGCGACGGCCGCUCAGCUGAUGCACCCGGCCUCGAGCACCCACACAGACAGAGCUCUUAUCCCCUCUCGCCUCUACUACCCCUUCUUGUGCGAGCACGCGUUCGGACCGGCCUCGGGUCAAAGCGACGCCAGCAAAUCGCUCAAGACGUCCACAAACAGUCUAGAUGGGAGUCCCUCGUCUGGUUUUCAGCCUAAAGUAAAUCUGUGGAAAGUGCCUGCUCUGCGGCCAGGGGCAGCCGCUGUCUCCCCUACUGGCUGGGUGUCGCCUCAGAGGGACUCCCCCGAACACGGGUACAGGUUGGCCGAUAAACUGCAGCCUACAGCCAAGGAGGGCAAAGCAAAUUGGUGCCUCAAAAGGACAGGGGCCCCAAUUGGGAACCAUGAGGCACCUGUGGAGAAGAAGCCGAACAUGGGUGGUUUUGCUUUGGACCUUCUGAAGAAUAUUCAGACUGCAUCAAAUCUGAACAUGACAGCAGACAAACUUCUCUUCCAUGGAAGUUUACAGGAUGCUCAGCUGCCGACACGGCAUACUGAUCUGUGGUACAGCGAACAUCUCACCAGUCCCAGCAGUGAAACAUCCUCUCAGUCUACCUGUGGGGGUCCCAACAGACAGGACCCGAAUGCUGCCAGAACAAUAGGGGAGGGGGCUUCAGAGUCUGUGGCUGCGCUCCUCAGUGACCUUUCCAAGGCCUUGCAGGAGUACCAGGAGGCUGAGCGCAAGAUCUCCCACCUGGAGAAAGAGGACAUUCCCGCCCAGCGUCACCUCUGGGAACACCUGGGAAAAAUACGCAGCGAGCUUUCCCACAUCCACACGGCUCUGGAGAGGUCUGCUCGCCAGAGCGACGGACCCCUCGACCUGUCGGUGAAGAGGGACCAGACGGAUGUGGUUGGAGAUCGCAGCACAAGAGAGGACGUCAGCAAACAGAGCGUUCAGGGAAAGAUGGUGCAAACUGCCCUCUUCCUUCUGCUGCUCAACACCUCGGGCUGCUGUGGUUUUGGCUUUAAAAGCUGCUUCAUGUCCUACCCCGGGACUGGCAACAUGUGGUGCUGCAGCCAGAAAAUAGCUAACCUCACUGACGUCCUGAGCAAGAUCCCAGAUAACACAACCAAACUAAACCUGUCCAAGAAUAAGAUCUAUGUCAUCCCACCUGGAUCAUGGAGUCAUCUGUCUGGGCUUAAAUACCUGGACAUGAGCCAGAACAAGCUGGCCUAUCUGAAAGGAGGAGCAUUCAGAGGCCUGGGUGUCCUGAAAUUACUCAACCUUACCAGAAACAACAUCUCACACAUCAACUCUAGUAGCUUUGAUGGGCUAAGUAUGCUACAAACCCUGCUUCUGAAUCGAAACAAACUUAGCACAAUCUCUCCGGUUAUCUUUAACUCCCUACCAGCGAUUCAAUAUGUCGAUCUGUCCAAUAACAUUCUCCAGAGUCUCAGCUGUGGAGACUCUGGUGGAUCUUCUACUCUUCAGCGUCUUGAUCUUUUCUCAAACAGCAUCCGGAUGAUAAAUCUGAGCUGUUUUCCUGCCCUGCAGCACAUCACUCUGUCCUUCAACCCAAAGCUGGAGCUACAGUCUGACGUUUUUGCCUCCAACCCCAGGCUGAAGAAUCUGCUUUGUGAGGGAGUAAAAGCCGAAGUGCUGAUGGGACUCUCGGCAGAGACAAAAAGGAAUCUCUCUUCGGUCUCAUUUUCUCUGUCUUUGGAGGAAUCUCCAUUGACCAUAUGCGGGCUGCUGAAAGGAAUGGAACAGCUUGAUAGAGUUGAGAAGCUGACUCGCCUGUCUCUCAUUAAAAAUGAUAUCAGUUGGUUGAGAAAGAAUGUAUUCAGCAAACUUAAUACACUUGAGGAGCUCUACCUGCAGUUCAACAUGCUGAAAUACAUCACCAAUAAGCCCUUCAGUAAGUUGCGGAGGCUAAUAAAGCUCAACCUCAGUUCGAACAUCAUUCUUUUCAUCCAAAACCACACCUUUGAAGACCUUAUCAACCUCAGAUCUUUGAGCUUAAAUGGGAACCGCAUAAAGAUGCUGUCAACAGAUAUUCUGUCUGGCCUGACCAAUUUGAGGACAAUGGUUAUAUACGACAACCGCCUCCAUUUUAAGCACAAUGAAGCCCCUUUCAUCAACCUUACUUCCCUUGAGUUUCUGGACAUGCGGUACCAGGGGCCCGGACAAGAAUGCAUUGGUGUCAUUGGACCAAAUUUCUUCAAAGGUCAAAGCCGACUUCGCGCAUUCAAGAUUGGACAAAGCGGAAAGUUAGAAUUCCACCCUGACGCCUUUGUUCCUCUGAUCAAUUUGCAAAACUUGAUCAUAGUCGGAGUGGCUAUGAAAAAGACCAACCUGAGCGCAGCAUUCUCCCCUCUGAAAAGUCUGAAACAACUGACCCUAAGAGCAGACCUCGAUGUUCUCCCCGCUAACCUGCUGCCUCCAGAUAACUCACUGGAGUAUAUCAAAGUUUGGUCAAACCACCUUCACACUGUGGACAAAAACAUGCUGGAUGCUCUGCCAAGAUUGCUUGUAUUGGACAUUUCAGGCAACCCGAUCAGCUGUAACUGUGAUAAUGCCUGGUUCAAGAACUGGGCCAUCCACAACACUCAAACAAGGGUGUCCUUCCUGUACGACCUUCGGUGUGACGAGGAAAGGAAAUCUCCCUUCCUUUGGCAGUUUGACGAAAAGGCUUGCUCCUUUGAAUAUGUUUCCUUCACCCUCUUCAUCGCCUGCUCUGUUGUGGACAUUUUGUUUGUAUGUGUGUGUCUGGCCUGGCACACACAGGGCCCCACCGUGCGCUACCUGCUGCUCGUCCUCAGGGCCAAACUACGUGGACGUAGAAGUGCCAAAUUCCAGUAUGAUGCAUUCAUCUCCUACAGCUCUAAGGAUGAGGGCUGGGUGAUGAAGCAGCUGGUUCCCAACCUGGAGAGGCCUGCUGCAGGUGCACCCCCCCUCCGGCUGUGCCUCCACCACAGAGACUUCCGACCCGGCGCUGCUGUCCUGGAGAACAUCGAGGCCGCCAUUUACGGUUCUCGCCACACCAUCUGUGUGGUGACGCGUAAUUUCCUGCAAAGCGAGUGGUGCUCCGUGGAGUUUCAGCUGGCCAGUCUGAGGCUUUUAUACGAUGGCAGUGACGUCCUGCUCCUGGUGUUCCUGGAGGAGAUACCUGAACGCUGCUUGUCUCCCUACACACGUUUAUGCAAGAUUGUUCGCAAGAAGACCUACCUGCUGUGGCCGGAGGAACCGCAGGAGCAGGACACCUUCUGGGUCAGACUGGUCGAUGCUUUGAAGGACAAAGAGGAGGAGGAGGGAGAAGGAGGUGGAGAACAUGAUAUGGCACGUCUAAUUGGCUAGAACGAAUGCUACAUAUUCAACCUAUCCCUAAUUCAAUGUUCACAGCCUGACCGAUGCAUUGAUGCAAUCCAACAUAAUAUGGCAAUUUUUUGUUGCUCGAGUUACUGAGUUAAACGUUUUGUUUUCAUUUAGUUGUGGCUCGCUUCUUGUUGACGUCAUUGCUGCCUAGUAAAAAGUGGAACAUGCUCAAAGCAGGGUACUUUCCGGAGAAGAUUAUAAUGGUCUGUUAGUUUGCAUUAAGUCUUGAUAUAUGAAGUUGGUUUCCACAUAAAAAGUGAGGACUUGGAAAGUUCUAUAAUUACCUUUUUUUUUUGGCUUUUAAAGUAUUGUGUGCGCUGUUUUUAUGAAAUGUUCUUAAACGUGUUUUGUUUUAUGUAUUUUCUCAUGAGAAAAAGGAGAAAUAUGUAGUAUGAAAAUGCACUCAAGGGCAGUUAAGUCCAUUUUAUAUUUCAAGCAUUCUGUAGACUGAACCAAUCUGUUUGAAAAAAAAGGAUUAAAGGUCAUUUUAUACCAUAAAAGCUAGCAUUAAAAAUAAAUAUAUAUUCAUUUGUUCUAUUGCUUUAACAUUACUGUUGUGUUGGAAAAAAUGCUACAUCUACGACAGUUGACUAAGGGGUCUUCAAUAAAAAAAAGUGUCUAAAAAAUAAAACUAUAACUCCAAAACUUCCAAACACUUCAUUUAUUUGACGUCAUACAUUCAAAUGAAAAUAAAAAAUAUUCAUAUAUAUUUAAUAUAGAGCUAGUGAGCAAGGUCCAAGUUUUAAACAACACACAGAAGCCUUCCGUGUAGCAUAUAUAUAUAUAUACAAGGCAUGGUUUGAAUACUAUACAGUGUGUAUCCAUAGCUGCACAGGUUUCAUGGAUGUUUAUAUUUUUCACUCAGUUGAGGCACGACUAUUUCAGUGAGAGGUCAGGGAUUGGGCCGAGUGCUUCAAGACUGCCGCUUACAGUAAAACAUUUCAAUCUCAACACCUAAACAGUAGGACUUGCAAAGCAAAGCUUAGUAGUGUUAAAGAGUUCCACACUGAAGCAAAAAAGUAGGAAAAAGAGGCAACAUGACCAUUCUGCAAUUCAAAAAGGUACUGUACAGUCAUGCAACGUCCUAAAUAGUUCCUGUUUUCUGAGAUGAUAUUUUCACGCUAAUCAAAACUGAGCAAACACAAAUCCAGGUUCAAAGAAAAAAAAGUCCAGUAUCACUAACAAGUCACGGUUUUCCACUACAUUUGACAGAAGUUAGGGUGUUUGGUUGCACUGCAAUACAUGACUUGAAGUCACUACACCAGGUUGAGACAAAUAAAACAAAGCUUCCUCAA